Molecule: messenger RNA, 2423 nt
Organism: Drosophila persimilis
Lineage: Eukaryota; Metazoa; Arthropoda; Insecta; Diptera; Drosophilidae
Gene: ecd
Product: protein ecdysoneless
Exons: 2
Coding region: 214-2313 (699 amino acids)
Cellular component (GO): nucleus
Source: RefSeq, a predicted model, not a curated record
UUGGAAAAUAAUUGGCAACAAUUAUUGUAUUACUCAUUCGGUAAUCGUCGUGUCUGCAUUUGCUUUGGGGUACAGCGGACAGCGCCCCAUCAGUCGCCCAGGAUACACACAUCCAUUGGCCCACGCGUCGCCAACGAUCUGAGUCACAACACAAAGGAGCAGCAGGCACAUUGGGUGCAGCAGCAGCAACAACAGACGAGUCGAGACGAGACAAUGACUUCAAAGAAGACAAAGCCAAUCCCUAAAUAUAGGAAGCCGGGAAAUUUGGAAUUUGUGCGCGAGGAUGACUACGUGGAGUACUUUAUAUUCCCGAAGCUGCCCGAUAAUCUCACGGAUGAGUUCCAAGUGAAGGAGAAAUUGUUGCGCAUCAAAACGGAGAUCAUGGAGAUUGUCAGAGAGCUGGUCGUUCAGCGGAGCUACAUUUGGCACAAGGAUGAGUUUCAGCUGCAAGUGCGUACUGGCAGUACCUUGGAACGCCUUCUAAAUGAUGAAACCAAUGUGGCGGAAGACGACGAAGAUGGGGAUCUGCCACCUCAUUUGCACGGGGUAACCCACUACGGCGACAACAUUGGCGACGAAUGGUUUAUUGUGUACCUUCUGUUGGAAAUAUCGCAGGCACGCGGUGAAUACAUUGCUCGGGUCUGCGAUUCCGAUGGGGAAUUCGUGCUAAUCGAGGCGGCCGAUGUCCUGCCCGACUGGGCCUCUCCCGACACCUGCGAACAGCGUGCCUACAUAGUCAACGGUGCCCUCCAGCUGCUGCAGAACUCGGCAUCCACCAACCCUGACAAGCCCAUGCCCGUGCCCAUCGCCUUGCAGCGUAUUCGUCUCAAUCCCAACCUGUAUCGCUGCUCCACCGAUGUCCAGAACGUACUUAAGACCCGUCUCAAGGAGUUCCUGAUUGCCAUGCCCCACUACUCCAUCCAUCGCCAGAUCGUGGAGGUGCCGCACAGUGCAGCGCAGCUGCUGAAAACACGCCCCCAGCUAGUGGCAUCAGCUGUGAGGGCGUUCUGCGAUCGCGACACCGAGGACAUCAAGGCGUUGAGAACCAUGAAGUUUUUCCCACCGGAGGCAUCUCGUGUCCGCACAAAUGUCCGAUUCACCCGCUGUCUGUACGCCAUGGUGAUGCACAACCAGUACACGCCGGAAAGGCGACUCGGCUGGAAGAUCGCCGACGAAGUGAGCCAACCAGAGCUCCACAAGGAACAGAUUCUGGGCGUUAAGUUGGCGUGCGGCCUGGAAAUCCUAGCCACCCAAGCCCAGCGCGCAGGAGAUUGUGCCCUGGAGGAUCAGCCUGCCUGGCGGGCGUAUCUGAGGAGUCUCGAGGGCAAAGGCUACUUCCGGGACAACAUCGAGGGCAGUGCGGAGCACACGCGCCUGCUUGGCAAGGCCCAGGAGUACUUCAAGGGAAAUCAGGAUCGGUUCCGCACCGCCAAGCGCGUGGGAGCCGAGGUUCUGGCGCUGAUGCUGCACCCGUCCGAUACGGCCUCAGUGGCCCUGCGCGAUGAACAAAACAAUCUACUGCCAAGCGAUAAGGAUGAUUGGCUCAGUAUUACCGCCCACGAUCUGGAUGCUCUGCUCCAGGAUCGCUACGGACCGAACAAACUCUACAAGCCAAAUGGCGAUAUGGACGCCGAAGAAUUCACGAAGCAGCUGAGCGACUUCCUGGAUCAGCAGUCGAACUUUGAGGGCAUUGAACACGCCGGUUGCGAAGCCCCCGACUUGGACUCCGAUGAUGACGAGCCGGCGCUGCGGCAACCAAAAGCAUCCACGUCUCAAGGAUCGCAGCUCAGAAAGAAUCAAUCCAUGCGCAAGGCCUGUAACCGCAACUCUUUAAUCCAAUCGGAGGAGGCGGAUAGCACACACGUGAGGAACUUCCUGGACUUUGUUAUCCCAGAGGACAACUGGGACUCCAACUCCGAGAUGAGUGACUACGCGGAUGACGACGAUAUCGAGCGCAACUUCGAUGCUUUGUCCAGCUCAAGCACCGGCUUCCCGCUGGAUCGCAGCAUCCAGGCGUACAUGAAGAAAAUGGAUCGGGAAUUGUCGCAGACCACCAUUGGCAAGUCCUUCCAGGGCAAGAAAGCCGCCACCCAGGCAGAUGAGGAUGAUUUCGAUGACAUUGAAGACUUUGAGCCCAUCAAUAUAAAUGUUAACACGCUGAAGAACAUGAUGGACAGCUACAAAUCGCAGGCGGGUGGCGCAGGCCCGGUCUCCAAUCUGCUCAGUGCGAUGGGUGUGGGCAUGUCGGCGGCAGCGGCAGCGGCAGCAGCACCCGAAGACGAUGCCAAUGAUCUAUCAGAGUCAGCCGUGUGAAAGGGUAGUAGGAUGGAAGCAUACAGGUAUCUUUUAUCAUUAUGUCGUUAAGCGAAAUGAAUUAAAAAUAUGUAUAUUAUAUGUAUGUGUAUAAUUGAUCAAACAUCAAA